Pungitius pungitius (ninespine stickleback) is the source of this 5472-nucleotide messenger RNA. RefSeq lists its product as uncharacterized. The record is from RefSeq and is a predicted model, not a curated record. Gene Ontology annotation, biological process: cell differentiation. The coding region runs from base 291 to 4688 and encodes 1465 amino acids. Lineage: Eukaryota; Metazoa; Chordata; Actinopteri; Perciformes; Gasterosteidae. The transcript has 8 exons.
CCCCCCACUUCCCCCUCGCCGGUCCACCGGAGUGUCCGCACGAGACGUCAGUCCAGCCCGCACCCGGCAGCCCAAAACGGGGGCUUCGAACCCGCGGGGUCGCGAUCACAUCCCGACGCCCGAAUCGCUUCCCUACGAGUGCUUUUUUUUUUUUUUUCUCUCACGGAAAUGGUUCACCUGAAGUUUUCCCCCGGACGCGGAAAGUUUUGAGUUGCAGCCGGGAGACGCUUCAAAUGGAGAGAGGGUGAACCGGACCUUCUGGCUCGUACAAGUUCGUUAAGGAGGCGGGAAUGUCGAACCGGGACUCCCUGGGCUUCGGGGAACUGAUCCCCCAGGACGUGGUGGACAUCUUCGCCCAGGAGAAGCACGGCAAGCGCGGCCGCAAGAAGCGCAGCCGCUCGCUGCGCCGCGCCCUGGCCUGGCUCAAGCGCCGCAAGCGCAAGGACCUGAGCGCCCUGGGCCUCGGGCCGGCGCUGGACCUGGCCCUGGACGGGCAGCAGAGCGCCCACAAGGGAGCGCCCAAGUCGGGGAGACACGGCCACUCGCAAGCUGUUCCAAAGCGGGAGGACGAUGACGAGACCCCGUCACCCCCGCUGUUCCAGGAGAACGUGUUCGUCGAGGCCAGCAGGCCCAAGUAUCUGGAGAACCUUCACUCGGAGGCCCUGGAGGGAUUGAAAAUGAUGCAAGAGGAAGAAACAAACAAUGGAGUGGAGUUCCGGGACAAUGAAAGCACAGUUUCGUCAAUGACGGUCCAGACGGAUGGGGAAGGGUUUACGACGGACAGCACCAUGGGGGACACGUCUUCUGUCGUCUCUGUAAAAUCAUCUGUGUCCACAAGAUCUUCCCGCUCUGGACUCACCAGGCAAGAGUCAACAUUCAGGCCCCUGAGCUCCGAGAAAAAGACCAAGACAAGGAGAAGACACAGAAGGACUAUUGUGGGAAUCCCUCAGCAUGUUCAGAGAGAACUGGGUAUGGACCGAGUGGGUUGGUCACGGACUCAGAAGUUGGACGAGGAACAGCUCUACAACGGGGAAACUGACGACAGCUCAACCGCUGAUGGGCCAGAGCGGGCGGCAGGGUCCCAAAAGGGAGCCGGUGCCACGAACGCCGCCCGCCCCCUCAACAAAGAACAACUCAAGCAGCUCGGCGACCACGCCGGUCAUCGGGACCGCCUCGGCCCUUGGAUGGCCGGCGCCAACAGCCUCCAGCAGGCGCCGCCUAGCGCCGUCAUGUCCAUGUCACCGCAGGCCGCCUACAUGUCCAAAAUCAUUCCCAACGCCGUGCUGCCGCCCUCCAUCGAGGUGGUGGAAAUAAGCCGCGGGCAGAGUCGCAACAGCGUCCGCACCGUCAGCAAGAGCAGCCUGAUGCUGUCCAGCCCGUCCCCGUCCCGCGCCUCCUCCCGGACCUCCAACGUCACCUCCGCCUCCCGCUACAACCCCGUCAACAUGUCCGACAGCUCUUGCUGGAGCAACUCGGAGUCCUCGGAGACGCUGGUGUCCGACUCCUCCACCAUCUCCAGGAACAGCACCCCGAAUCGCAGGCGGUCAAAGGAGAGAGAGGGCCAUUUCAAAGAGGACAAAAUCAGCAUUCACUCCUCCAUCAGCAGGGCCUCAAAAUGCACGUCCAAUGGCAAGCAAACUAUUAACGGAGAGGGAGUUAAAAAAGACGGCCCGUUUGUGCGUAGCCUCUCGGUCAUGAAAUCCAAGAGGGCGCCUCCUCCUCCAAGCCGCUCCUAUUCCCUUCACAAUAAGAUGAAGAGGCGGUCACGUGACUUGGCCGAGCUGAAGAGCAACGCCGGAGAGUCCUCUAUCCAUAACCUCUCAGCCUCCGGUGAGGAAAGCAAAACAAACAAAUUGGGAUACUCCCCGGUUCCCACUAGAACCCGAGACAGCCCUGGAUACACUGCUGACACCAGUUCUCUGGAAGACUCUAUAGGUUCAGCGUCAUUCAGUCCCAUCAGAUCCCAGGUCCAGGCACUUAAGGCAGAGAGAGCUGCAAAGGUUGAAGAAACAGGGAAAUUACCUUUGGAAAAUAAGCGGAGCAAAGUAAUAUCUCCAUCCAGUGGCUACUCCAGCCAAGAUGGCGCAUCAUCUGAGGUUCCCAAGCAGUCCAACAAGAAAGGCAUCUUGGCUAAGCUUCAACGGUUUUUUCCAGGCUCCUCCCCUCUCCCGCAACCUGUCGAUAUCGUGAACGUCAGCCCUUCCGUAAGGGCCCUGAGAGAACUCUUCAACAUCCCUCCACCACCUAAAGUCCAUGCACCACCCGCCCCUCCUCCGGAGGUUUGGGCCCACAGCAAGCGCUCCUUUGAGCUUCUAUUAGGACCUCCGGCACCGGAUAACCUUGAAGCUAUCAUAAAGAAGAAUCCAAAGGACAGGAGACAGAGGCCGUCGCCUUCUACAUCUGCAGAGAGCUCUGUGAAGAGCUUAGUGAGUGAAAGAAAACACAAGAAACCAGCAGUGACCGUGGAGGCCGUUAAUAGGUCCCAGAAUGUGCUGGAAACAAAGAAAGAUCAAGAAAGUGGGAUUGUGAGUGCAGAGACGCACGUGGUGAAGAACAGAUUGGCUCAGCCAAAUGUUCAUUUGAAAGGAAACAGUAAAGUGACAGAACUAGUCGAGGAAGCACGAGUAAGUGACAUAAUAAAUGGGAUGUUGGUGAAGGCCGUAGAGAAACGUGAUGGAAGGCUGGAAGCAGUCAGAGAAGAAGAAGAAGCCAAAAAGACAUCCACGCAAACUUUAGAGGUGAAGACUCGCAUGGAUUCGUUACCUGCCAUUCUGUUAGCUCGCAUCCUUCCACCUGCCGGUUCUCCUCUUGGGAACCCUCCCCCCCCCACCACCCAACAGACCACGGUUACAUCCCCCGAGUCGUCAUGGCCCCCACCUCCUCCACCACUGGCGGGCCUCAAUGGUCCCGAUGAGAUAGAUUUGCCUCUUCCACCUCCCCCAAUGAUUGGUGAGGAGGGGAUAGUUAUACCUGUUCAGGUGCCACCGGAGAGGUCCGCUCCUGGUGGCGAUUCCUCUUGCACAACUACGUCUGUUUCAUCCGGGGUCGCACCUCCACCCACGAGUAUCCCACCUCCCCCACCAUAUACAGCGCCCCCUCCACCUCUUAAAGCAGUUUCCCCUUCUACUAUUAAAAAGGUCUCUCCUCCCCCGCCGCCACCUAACAAAGUGACUCCUCCCCCACUGCCACCUAACGAGGUGACUCCUGCCCCGCCACCACCUAAAGAGGAGGAGACCCCUCCUCCGCCACCACCACCACCACCCAACGAGGUGACUCCUCCGCCACCAAAAGUGGUGACUCUUCCACCACCACCUAAAGAGGAGACCCCUCCUCUAUCUAAAGAGGUGGCGACUCCUCCGCCACCACCACCCAACGGGGUGACUCCUCUGGCACCAAAAGUGGUGACUCUUCCACCCCCACCCGUCAAAGAGGCUUCUCCUCCCCUUGUUGUAGAUGGGGCCAUCACACUGGUUGCGGUGGUUUCAUCUUCCCCUCAGCCUCCUACAGAGGUCUCUAGUAAGCUCACACCACCACAAAGUAUUCCACCUCCUCCUCCCUUGCCGUCACAAUCCAGCUCAGAACAGGAGGUCGAUCCCCCACAGGGGAGCAUCCCUUCCCAAUCUGAAACAAGUCCAGUUUCAUCUUACAGUAUUCUCACUCCCCCUCAGAGUAUCCCCCCUCCACCUCCUACACAACCUCUCCAUCAACCUCAGGUGGGGCCACAGAACACUGAUGGUCCAGCCACCCAGGAGCACCCCCCUUUGGCACUAUCUGAAGUCUCGAUCCGACCACCUCCGGAAAACUGUCCAUGUCCAGAGUCCCAAGAACCUGCUCUUUCUCCACCUGUAAACAUUCCUUCACCUGGUCUUGCCAGCAUUAAGGAAUCGUCUAGUCCUGCAGUCACAGAAAACCAAGCCCCAGAACUGGCUUCUGAGACUGCUGUUCAGGAGGACCUCGCUGCUGAUUUAACCCCUUCACCUGAAAGCGGCGCGGAGACUCUUGAAGCUCAGAAGCCACCAGAGGUCACUUUAAGGAAGCAGCAGCCCGGCAAUCCGGUCCCAAACUCAUCUGCCAGUGGUGAGGCUCCCCAGAAGCCCAUCAGGAGGUCUCUGAUUAUUAUCAAUGCUCCAAUGCCCACAUCUUCACCACCCAGCUCGCCACCACCCACUCUCACCGCACAACCAGCUCUGCCAAAUUCCCAGUCUCUUUUGGUCCUACCGGCAUCUUCGUCUGCAGUCGUUUCCCCUACAAAAAAGUCUCCCACUGUUACGACCGGCUCCCCCUCCAUGAACCUACAGGAGGCCAUCCGCCUGCGUACCGCGGCCCGGACAAAGGCCGUCCCUUCAUCUCGCCUCAGCUUGAACUCUCCAACGUCUCCAGGAGACCUCCGCAAGUCCCCCUCCUGCACGGCGAGCUUCAUCUUCUCCAAGAGCAGCAAGGUGCCGGCGAUCGAGGCAACGGGAGCCGUAGAGAAGAAGCUGGGGGAGUCCUCUGUGACAAAGGGAGAAAAGGUGCCGCCACGCGUUGCAAAGAAGCCCAAACCGAAGGGUAACGUGACGGAGGCCAGCGAAGGGACGGAGCAAACUGCAGGACAGGACGCGCUGCAAGACAGCGUCACGGCCGCAGAUGCUGCAGAGAAGACAAAUGGGACAGCAGGUCCUGUUGAAGAGGGGACGCCAUCGACGUGAUUGUAAAGACUGAAGGAGACCGGCGGAGGAACCUGCUGCGAGUUGGCCAUUGUGUAAGAGACGAGAAACUGGAUCAUGGGAUAGAUGGGACGCUUGUAUUUGGAAAAUCCCUUGACCUUAUUGUUAAUGGUGUGGGUCUUAAUUUUCUGUAAGAGUUUACUUAAGAGUGAAUACAACAUAUUUCUGUUUGCGUUGCACGAGGUGGAAGAUAUCGCCCUCUAGUGUAAGAUUUUGAUUGUACCACUUGUGUCCUGCUGAAUCAGAGCUUUAGUCAGUACUUGUAACAAUGGGACUUUUGGGCGCUCAUCUGUAAAUAUUGCACGAUUUUGUACAUUUGUUAUCCAGGAAUGAUGGCUCAGUGCGUUUUCCCACCAAUAUGUGUCAAAAAAAAAAGAAUUAAUUUUUAACUUAUUUUUCCUGUUGUCUUGUUCAGAGGGGGGGUCUCUGCAAGCAAAAUAUAUUAUUUGAAUGUUAUUACACCCCAAUAUCAUUUAAAUCAAGUAUGGGUCAUUCCAAAUUUAUGUUCUAUCAGGGGGUCACACCUCCACCCACGAGUAUCCCACAUCGUUUAUGAUUCAAAGCCACCUCUGAGUUUAAUUACAUUAACAAUGACCAGACACGUAAAGCUAUAGACAUCCUUUUUUUGCUGCUUUUAGUUAAAUCAUUGCCUGUUCUCAGCUAUUGCUCAUUUGUGUAAAACUAUAAUAUAUAUAUUUCAAACUGGUUUCAGACACUGUAAUAAAUCACUUUAAAAUGCAAAGAAUAAAGAUUUAUGGACAGCCCA